AUAAUUGGCCGACCCAAUCCGGAAGCCCAACUGAGCCAUUGGCAAUAGCCCACUCUCGCUGUCGCAAUCGCCUUCGUGGAUGGCGAAACUCUGACUAUCGUGCUUAUUUACCUCUCAUACCCGCAACUGAAUGAUGAGGCUUUCUUCCCACCCCCUCAUGUCGUUGGCCGACCAAAAGGACGUGUUCUUACAUGAUCUCCAGUCCUCCCCUCCCCUCGCAGGUCUUAAGGCCGAACUGUCACACUGGGAGCAUCUCAUCUUCUCUUUUGACAACGAUACUUCCUCGGGCGAGGCGAUGAACCCAUACAACAAUAACAGCGGGAACAACAACCGUGGCGGCCGGCGCUCACGGCCCUCCGGCUCUGGUCAGUCUUCCAACACGGGACCUACGCCAGAGGAGGCCCUACUCUUAGCCCAGCUCUCUUCCAAUCGCGCUUCCCCGCCACCAUUCAGUGACGCUUCAUAUGCAGCGCUCAUGCAGUCCCUCAGCCAACAUAAUCCCAAUCCCUACGGCUCGUCGAACAUGAUGUCCCAUAAUUUCGACUCGCAGCUACCGGGCGUCGACCAGCUCAUGAGCACGAUCGCCGGGCCCUCCUGGAGUGCCCUGCCACCACCUAUCGGCCAUCAUCAGCAGCAAUCCCAACAUCACCAUCAUAAUCAGCCUCCUGGCCCGCCGUUAUACGGCGCCCACGGUCCACAAUUUUCUUCCCCAUCGACGUCCUUCACGCCUACCAUGUCCCCUCCAUCCGGCAGUGCGGCCGCGCCCUCCGCCGGUUCCUCCUCGUCCGCCGGCUCGCCUGAGGCGCUCGACGAUGCGGCGGAAGAGAAGCGACGGCGCAAUACGGCAGCAUCGGCGCGCUUUCGUAUCAAAAAGAAGCAAAAGACGCUAAAUCUAGAGCGCUCGGUCGCUGACCUGACAGGACGUGCGGAGGAGCUUGAGAAGGAGGCGGCGGACCUCCGUAGAGAGAACGGCUGGCUCCGCGAGAUUGUGACGAUGAAGAGCACGCGGAUGCAGCAGUUGAGGGAGGCGCACGCGGGCCCAUCCACCGAGGCGAGGCGCAGCGCGGACGCGGGGCCGCCACCGUCGGGAAACGUCGUGCACAUCGAGCCAUAUGACUCCGCCGGCGAGGAGAGCAGCUCGGGCGAGGAGGGGCGGCGGCGGAAAGGCAAGGGCAAGGCGACGAAGCCUCCAACGAAGAAAUCCAGCAAAUAGGCGCCGCGCUUCCCGCACGACCACCGCGCGCCUAGUUCCCGGACACCAUGGUUGAUAUGUACGCAGGCAUCGUGAACAUUGUAUUUUCCCCAUACGCAUCGUACUCACAGACUCGGUACACGAUUCUCCUCGCUUUGAAUGGCAUCUGGCUCCGUCCGUACUCACCACCGUGUAUCCAUACCCCUCCGCAGUAACUUAGAAGCCCUGUUGUCUUUUUAUUCAACUGUAGCACUUGAUCGCUAUUGUGCCUCAUACCGUCA
Schizophyllum commune H4-8 is the source of this 1473-nucleotide messenger RNA. RefSeq lists its product as uncharacterized. The transcript is spliced from 3 exons. Gene Ontology annotation, cellular component: nucleus. The coding region runs from base 158 to 1213 and encodes 351 amino acids. Gene Ontology annotation, molecular function: RNA polymerase II transcription regulatory region sequence-specific DNA binding; DNA-binding transcription activator activity, RNA polymerase II-specific. Gene Ontology annotation, biological process: regulation of transcription by RNA polymerase II. NCBI's taxonomy places the organism in Eukaryota, Fungi, Basidiomycota, Agaricomycetes, Agaricales, Schizophyllaceae. The record is from RefSeq and is a predicted model, not a curated record.